AUGGCUUCCAACAACACAACAUCGCCAGACACGCAGGUCACCCUGAAGAUCAACUUCGAGGGAAUGACUCGCCGCCACAAGCUGCCACUGCGUGAUAUGGGACCCAGCACCCUUGAAGAGAGAGUUCGCUCUCUUCUUGCCCUCAGCCAAGACGUCGAUGUUGUUCUGAAAAGAUAUUCAGACUCGGCUGGUUCAUACAUAACCCUCGACAAGCAAAACGUUUCCGUUUAUAAGCAGCUCUAUCGCGCCGCUAAGGCCAAGCAAAAGCUCAAGCUCCGUGUCACCAAAGUGGCCGAGGAGAAGAUGGCUCCCAGGCCAGUAUCUGUCGAAGACGUUCCGGAGCCCAGUACCCCGGCCGCUGAGCCCAAGAUUGAGGAGCAACCACAGCAUUCCGAGCCAAUCUCUGUGCAGCCGCUGGUUGAUUUGAGGCAGUCCACUCAUGUUGAGCCCAAGAAGGAACUACCAAGUAGUGAUACAGGCCUCGACUUUGAGGCCUCUAUCCUUGCUUCUCUCCUCAGAAGACAUGCCAAGAUCAAUGAUGAGCAGACCCCACCAAACCCCGACAUUCCUGUUUCUGAGGGUAUCACCGCCCGUGAUCAGUGGUUCGCCAACGCCGCUGCUCCCGAAGCUACGCCGACAAGGUCUUCUUGGGGCCGUUGCCCUGCUUUGGCACACCCCAGCACCAACUUCGCCGUGUGCUGCAACAGCUGUGACCAAACGGUUCCUGAUGCCCAUUAUCACUGCUCAACUUGCGACGACGGCGAUUUUGACCUGUGCCAAAACUGCGUCGACCAGGGCAUUACCUGCUAUGGUGCCGACCAUUGGCUUAUUAAGCGUGUUGUCAAGAACGGUGUGAUCAUCAACAGCACAACGGAGACCAUCGCUCCCAAGACCAAGCCCAAGGCUAAGGAGCCCACCAAGGAACCAGUCAGGGUUUCCGAGCUCCAACAGCUUCUCCCCGACCGAAUUCUCCCCGUUUUCAGCGCUGCCAUGUACAGCAUGCGUACUUGCAACUGCUGCGUCACCGAGCUCCCUGAGUCUAGCUUCCUCCACUGCACUAGUUGCGAGGAUUUCGAUUUGUGCCACGCCUGUUUCGAAAAGGAUCUUCACGGCCACAAUCCCAAGCAUCCCUUUGUGCCCGCCGUCGAAGGUGCCCACGUCCCCAGCCACAUUCAGGUCAAGCUUUCUCCUGGCCGUAACCAGAGCCACAAUGCCAUUUGUGACGGCUGUGACAAGUACAUUGCCGGUGUCCGCCACAAGUGUCUUGACUGCCCUGACUGGGACUAUUGCGCUGACUGCAUCGUGAACUCCAAAUUCGUUCACCCCAAUCACCGCUUCGUGCCUAUUUACGAGCCUCUGGAAGAGGUCCGCAGCCGUGCUGUUAGCCGCUCUGUCCAUUUCGGCAUUUGCUGCGACGGCCCUCUGUGUGCCCGCGCUCACAACGCGCCCACCUAUAUUAGCGGCGUUCGCUACAAGUGCACCGUGUGCCACGACACUGAUUUCUGUGCUAACUGCGAAGCUAGCCCAGCUAACACCCACAACAAGACUCACCCUCUUGUUAAGUUUAAGACGCCUGUUCGUCACGUCACCGUCACCACCACUGGCGAGCGCGGCGAUGGUCAACGCAUGCAACAGAUGGGUGACCGUGGCAUCCGCCGCACCAGCUCCCGUUCUACCGAGACUACCGCUAAUGCUUCCAUCAACACUGUCCAGACUGUUGUUGACGUGAAGCCUACCGAACCAGCUGUCAAGGAGGAGGUUGUCGAAAAGACAACCGAGCCGGUGCCUGAAAUGAAGAAGGUGCCGGAAGUAAAGAAGGAAGUUAUUGAAGAGAAGCCCGCACUUCCCAUUGCCGAGAAGCCCAUCACCGAGCAGGAUCUUGCAGCUGUCUUCGUCCGUGAUACCGUUGCUGACGGCACCAUUCUGCCGCCUAACCACGUGUUUGAGCAGACCUGGGUCCUUCGCAACGAUGGCGAGGUCGCUUGGCCCGCUGGAUGCUCGGUCAAGUUUGUUGGUGGUGACUACAUGGGCCACGUCGACUCUAACCACCCCGCUGGUAUUUCCGAGCUUGUCUCCGCUUCUGAGUCUACAGUCUGCUACGCACCUCUUGCUCCAGGCCAAGAAUUCGCCUUCAACGUUCUCCUCCGUACUCCUGCUCGCGAGGGCAAGAUCAUCUCCUACUGGCGUUUGACAACCAAGGACGGUCUGAAGUUUGGUCACAGACUUUGGUGCGAUGUCAGCGUUCAGGCCCCUAAGCCUGUCGUUGAGGAGGCGAAGGAGGUUCCUACCGAAAUGCAGAGCAGCAACAUGAUCUUCCCCAAGUUGGAGAAAGAGUCCCCGGUUUCCAGCAUCCACCAGGAAGUUAAGUCCGAGGCCUCUCCCGCUCCCGCUAGUAGCUCCGAGGCGGAGGAUUUCGAGGAUUGCGCUGAGGACGAUGAGUGGGAUGCUUCGGACGACGGCUUCAUGACGGAUGAGGAAUACGACAUUCUGGACGCCUCGGAUGAGGAGUUCCUUGAGGAACAGCAAAGGAGACUCAGGAAGUAA
Colletotrichum truncatum is the source of this 2544-nucleotide messenger RNA. Its product is annotated as zz type zinc finger domain-containing protein. NCBI's taxonomy places the organism in Eukaryota, Fungi, Ascomycota, Sordariomycetes, Glomerellales, Glomerellaceae. Gene Ontology annotation, molecular function: zinc ion binding. The record is from RefSeq and is a predicted model, not a curated record.